AUGAACAAAAAAUUGGUGCAUGGUGCAGUUUUCAAGUACCAAGGGCUUCACAAUGUGUAUAAAGCAAAUUUGUCUGACUUCCAAAAUUGCAAACCAGGUUCUAAUGAUGAACCCCUCAAUUCUGGAAAUGAUGUGAUUGAGCUGACAUCUCCUGGGAAGAGAUGGUACUUUUGUGGAGUAAAAUAUCACUGUCAACUUGGAAUGAAGGUUGCCAUUAACGUUCUACCAGAAGUGGGAUCUCCUUCUACUGCACCUUCAGGUUCCCCUGGCUCGUCAGCUGCUUCUGGGAUAAUUAGUCCUUCCAAAUUUGUUGCUUCGAUUGUUUUCCCAAUUUCCGUGUUCUUGAUGAUCAUCGCCUAA
Molecule: messenger RNA, 360 nt
Organism: Nicotiana tabacum (common tobacco)
Lineage: Eukaryota; Viridiplantae; Streptophyta; Magnoliopsida; Solanales; Solanaceae
Source: RefSeq, a predicted model, not a curated record